Molecule: messenger RNA, 4631 nt
Organism: Engraulis encrasicolus (European anchovy)
Lineage: Eukaryota; Metazoa; Chordata; Actinopteri; Clupeiformes; Engraulidae
Gene: peli1a
Product: pellino E3 ubiquitin protein ligase 1a
Exons: 7
Coding region: 1007-2674 (555 amino acids)
Biological process (GO): regulation of Toll signaling pathway; protein K48-linked ubiquitination
Molecular function (GO): ubiquitin protein ligase activity; protein binding
Source: RefSeq, a predicted model, not a curated record
UUAUUAUGUAAUGCUGUGGCAGCAGCGCGUGUAGACUGCGCGCAAGCGUUCUGCAUUCUCACUGAAGUCAGGAACUCUUUAGUAUUAGCCCGUAGCCUGAGCUUGUUGCUAUGUUGCUGUGUUGGAGAGCGACGUUACCAACAAACGCGAGUUCAAGCGCUUCCUUCGGGGAACAUCUGGAGCGAGAAAAAAUGCCUCGGGCUUGACCUGGUAGAGUGUGGCAAUGACUUUGGAGCUGAGUGAUUAUAUGACAAACCAGACAGGCUCAAAUGUAGCGGUUUUGAUAGAUGAAUAGAGCAAACGCUGUUUUAGGCUAUGCGCUUUAGAGUUAAGUUUUAAACUAUUUUUGCCAUUGCGCGCGGGACUUUAGCCUACCACUACAUUUUUGACGGUGUUUAAAUCUUGUGAUUCAGUGGCACAGUGACGUUUAAUGUGUGUUGGGUUAUUCUAGGGUGGUGGGCUAUUUAUUGAUACUUUUUAUUUAAGCUGUAAAAUAAAGUAUUUAUUAGGCAAACUUAAGGCGCAAUGUCAAUUGGGCUGGUGACACGUGACGCAAUGUUGUUGCGAAGAGGGAGACACAAAAAUUGCCCCUUCAUUACGCGCGUGGCCCGGUUAUCAUCGGUUCAUGUGGGCUGGAACACUCUGUGAAGAUGCAGGCUUGGCUACUAGUACUACUGACCCUGAAUCUGAACCUUUUCCCCGGGCAUUCAAUUUUCUUCCGAAAUCCAUCACGUCAACUUGGGAAAAAUCUCCUCGCUUCUAAACUCAACUUGCACUGACCUGCAUCCACAGGCAGCAGACUACAGUUAACUCAGUCGGUUUGACUAAAUAAAACCCCCCCACACGUCGAAAAGAAGCAUUUGAUGUUUACAAGAAGAUCCCAGAAGACAAGGAGGGGUGAGGAGGAGGAGGAGAAGAGCCUGAGACUCUGACAAAAGGAAGAAGAAGAAGAAGACAAAGAAGAAGACACGUGUUGUGGGUUAGCUGAGAUACUGUAGGCGUACCAAUGUUUGCUCUGGACCAGGACAUCUCCAGCUUCAGUUCUCCCUGCAAGCCGCCUACCAAGUAUGGGGAGCUCAUCAUCCUGGGGUACAAUGGCUCGUUCCCCAACGGCGACCGGGGCCGGAGGAAGAGCCACUUCUCCCUCUUCAAGAGGCCGAGGGCCAAUGGCGUCAAGCCCAGCACGGUGCACGCUGUCUGCUCCCCGCAAGCCGCCAAGGCCAUCAGUAAUAAAGACCAGCACAGCAUCUCCUACACGCUAUCGCGUGCGCAGACCGUCGUUGUGGAGUACACUCAUGACAGCACCACGGACAUGUUCCAGAUUGGGCGCUCCACCGAGGGUCCUAUAGACUUUGUGGUGACAGACACGGUGCCGUGCCGCCUGGGCCACCAGCCCUACAGCAGGGGGGACGGCUGCAGCGGUGGCAUGGGGGGCAUGGGGAGCCUGGGGGGCAUGGUUGGCGGCGGUGGCGUCACCUCGCUCUCGUCCCAGAGCACCAUCUCGCGCUUCGCCUGCCGCAUCGUGUGCCAGCGGCAUCCGCCCUACACCGCCCGGAUCUGCGCUGCCGGUUUUGACUCCUCCAAGAACAUCUUCCUCGGGGAGAAGGCUGCCAAGUGGAAGACGCCGGACGGCCUGAUGGACGGGCUGACGACCAACGGCGUGCUGGUGAUGCACCCGCGCCACGGCUUCACCCAGGACUCGCGGCCCAGCGCCUGGAGGGAGAUCUCCGUCUGCGGCAACGUCUUCACGCUCCGGGAGACCCGCUCCGCACAGCAACGGGGGAAAAUGGUGGAGAAAGAGAGCCACGAGCUCCGCGACGGCUCCCUGAUCGACCUGUGUGGCGUGACCCUGCUGUGGCGCACGGCCGAGGGCCUGGCCCGCACGCCUUCCUCCCGCCACCUGGAGGCGCUGCGCCAGGAGCUGAAUGCCGCGCGGCCCCAGUGCCCUGUGGGCCUCAACACGCUGGCCUUCCCCAGCCUUCGCAUCAGCGGUGGCGGGAGCGGAGGAAGCAGUGCGGGCAGCAGCGGAGGGAGCAGCGGCGGCGGUAGCGGUGGUGGUGGUGGUGGUGGUGGCGGGGGUGGUCACGGUCACGGCAGGGGCGUCCUGGACUCCAAGCAGCCCUGGGUGUACCUGAAGUGUGGCCACGUACACGGCUACCACCCCUGGUCCGGGGGCCACUCCUCCUCCUCCUCCCAGUCCCGACGCUCCCAGGAGAUAGACGAAGAGGACGAGGACGAAUUUGACGACGACGACGAGGAGAUGAUGCUGAUGAUGCAGAGGACGUCUCCGGCGGUGGUGGUGCGCGACGACACGAGGGCGGCGUCGGGACAGCAGCGACACAGCCACCACCACCACCACCACCAGCACCAGGAGUCGUCAGCUUGCGGCCCGGACACGGCCAGGGAGCGGGAGUGCCCCAUGUGCCGCACGCGGGGGCCCUACGUGCCCCUCUGGCUGGGCUGCGAGCCGGCCUUCUACCUGGACGCCGCGCCCCCCACCCACGCCUUCGUGCCGUGCGGCCACGUGUGCUCGGAGAAGACGGCGGCAUUCUGGAGUCGCAUCCCGCUCCCUUAUGGCACGCACGCCUUCCACCUGGCAUGCCCCUUCUGCCUGCGCCCGCUGCGGCGGGACCGGGGCUUCGUCAGGCUCAUCUUCCAGGGGCCUCUGGACUAGUGGCGACUAGCGGUCUCGCUCGGACUGAUCUAAGACUAGUCAGCAGUGUGUGUGUUUUGACUGCUGGACUCUGGCAAGCUGUGACUUGGAUAAGGGCUUAAUAAGGGCCAAGCAAACAGGCAACAUCUGUUCCCGGGGGCCACUCUGGACCAAUAACGAACAGUGACUGGCCAGAUGAAUUUAAGAUCAGCUAGUCCAGACAGUGUGUGUUUGUCAAAAGGCAAAAAUGGACAUGCAUUUUAUCAGGCUGAUUUUCCAGGGGACGCUGGGCUAAUAACACUGCCACUAGCUACAGUAAUGAUAAUGAAGACUAGCCAGCAGUCUGUGGCAAAACCUGACAACUGUUUAUGGGACAGACAAACAGGCAACUCCUGAACUAAACGCUGACUAGCCAAGCAGAUAAGGACUACCCGCAUGUGUGUGUGUGUGUGUGUGUGUGUGUGUGUGUGUGUGUGUGUGUGUGUGUGUGUGUGUGUGUGUGUGUGUGUGUGUGUGUGUGUGUGUGUCUUGGUCAACAGGCCAAAUGAAAAAAUUGACAACUUCCAGCAAGUAUUUCGUCAGGGUCAUCUUCCAGGGUACCCUGGAAUUUUGGUGAGACUGAAAAAAAAAACCUACACAAGCCAGCGGUCAGGAAAAAACGGCAUAUUUCAGGCAGCCCUGGACUAGUAAUGACCGAAUGGCCGUGGACUAACAAAGACUUCUCAGAUGUGUACUGUACUGUGUGUGUUUGUCAGCAGGCGAAAUGCACAACUCUGCAAAGGCCAGAGUGCCAAGUACCACACAGCAGAGCAGCAACACCUGUCCUUGGGGAGCCCUACUGGACUAUGAGAGCCGAAGGUGUGCCUUAGCCAACCUGGCAACACCAACCUGGCAACACCAGCUGUUGCUCAAGGGCCCCCAAACUUCAGACCACUACGAAAAAAGGCCACACUUAGUGGCUGACUGUAAAACUGCCAUUGCAGUGUCAGUGUCAAAUGACAGUGAUGAGUUUUGUUUUUUUGUUUAUUUGUUUGUUUGGGGUAUUUUUUAUUGUUGUUUUUACCGAGGGCAGGGCACCGACAAAAUGACAAAAGUGACCAAGUGCCUCUGCCAAGCCUUCUUAUACAUGGAAUAGGAAUUGUAGAAUAUGAUGAACACUUUUUAGUUUGCAUUGCCUCCUAACAUCCUCACCUGCCAUCAGUGAACUACUGCCAUCAUUAAGCCUAGUUGUUGAUAACACUAACUUCUUAAUAAUGAUUUAUAAGAUGUUCUUAACUUUCAGAGUUUUUUCUAACAGCUGAAGAAGUGUUUCUAAAAUCUUGACUCGUUUAGAACAAGGCAGUGAUAAUACUAGUAUUGACUAAUCUGUAACUUAUCUGUAACGUUUGUCGCCAUGUAGACAAUUAAAGAGCAAUUUGCCACAUCUCAGUGCAAUUUGAACCUAUGGGCCUAUACUACAAAGCUGGUUCAGAAGUAAACCAGGUUAAGUUAAGCGGUAAAUCACCUAAUAGAAGAGCCAGGAGUCCUCAAGAAAAAGAGGACUCCAGGCCCUUCUAUUAGAUUAUACCUGGUUUACUUCUGACCCAGCUUUGUAGUAUAGGCCCCAUUUACCAGAUUCACCAUAGGAUAUUCAGUAGGAAAUGAGUAGAUUCAAGAUCACGAGUCUUUUUUCUUUCUUAUGACCUUUUGCAAUUCAGGAAACAUGUUUGACUUGUGGAUUAAAGCAAGAAAUACAGAUUGUUAUUUUGGUUUUGUUUGUUUUAGAGUGUUCUAACAAAGUGCCCAGAGGAUGUUUGAUGUUUGUUCAAGGAAACUGUUUUGGACUGUACAGUUAGUGAUGUCUGUUGAAACCGUAGUUAAUAUUGGUUUAAAUGUAUGGCCUAUUUUAUGGUUAAAAUUGUAUGCAGGCUGUUCCAUUUACUAAUGCACUGCCGUGUGUGUGUGUGUGUGUGUGUGUGUGUGUGUGUGUGUGUGUGUG